Molecule: messenger RNA, 1119 nt
Organism: Cordyceps fumosorosea ARSEF 2679
Lineage: Eukaryota; Fungi; Ascomycota; Sordariomycetes; Hypocreales; Cordycipitaceae
Product: peptidylarginine deiminase-like enzyme
Exons: 1
Coding region: 1-1119 (372 amino acids)
Biological process (GO): putrescine biosynthetic process
Molecular function (GO): agmatine deiminase activity; protein-arginine deiminase activity
Source: RefSeq, a predicted model, not a curated record
AUGGCGCAGCUUCAUUCCUCGUCGGAGCAACAGGCGUAUCAUCGUCCUGCCGAAAAUGGAAAACACCAGUUUGUACUUUUUGCCUGGCCCGGGGAUAGCAUCAAGUACUUCGACCUUGUUCCGGGGGGGCGGGCCGCGGUCAAGGAGACCAUCUCCGCCAUUGCCGAGGCUGUAGCACGGUUCGAACCCGUGAAACUGCUCGUCGAGGAAGCUGACCUCGAGGCAGCCCGGGCACGCUUCUCUGGUAGCAACGUGAAGAAUACGCACACCAUCGACAUCUGCACAGUCAGCACCGGCUGCCCAGAUAUAUGGAUGAGGGAUCUUGCGCCCACGUUUACCGUCAGCGACGCCGGCAAGCUGCACGGCGUCGACUUCAAUUUCAACAACUGGGGAGACAGAAUACACUCUGAAGCAAGCCGGCAGCUAGCCAGGUCUCUUCUUGCAGCGCUCGACAUCCCGCGCGUCCCGUCGUCCAUCGUCACCGAGGGCGGUGCCAUCGAGAUCGACGGCCAGGGCACCAUGCUCGCCAGCGAGAGCUCUAUCCUCAACGAAAACCGCAACCCCGGUAGGACGCAGGCUCAGGUCGAGGCUGAGCUAAGCCGUAAUCUCGGCGUGCGCAAGUUCAUCUGGGUGCCCGGGCGGAACGGCGUGGACUCCACCGACUUCCACAUUGACGCGGUGGCCCGGUUCGUCCGCCCCGGCGUGAUCCUUUGCUCCCAGCCGCGUGACGUGCCGGCCGGGAAGAGCAAGGCGGAGGAUGAGUGGAUCGAGGCGCAUCGGGAGGUGCGCCGGAUCCUGGCCGCCGCCACGGACGCGCAGGGCCGGCCGCUUGAGGUCGUCGAGGUGCUAGAGCCGCGAAUCACAGAACAGUGCCAGCUGCAGGGCGUGGCGCAGGAAGCGCCCGACGGCUCCCGCGCCGUCUUUAGCUACGCCAACUAUCUUCUGGUGGAUGGCGGCGUGAUACUUUCCCAAUUUGGUGACGUAGAGGCGGAUGCGGCGGCUUUGGACACGGUGAGCAGGCUGUUUUCAGAGAGGGAAGUGGUGCCCAUCAAUGCGCGUUGGUUGGGCAUUUUCGGCGGUGGUAUCCAUUGCGUUUCACAGGAGGUUCCUCUGGUCUAA